Ilyonectria robusta is the source of this 2827-nucleotide messenger RNA. RefSeq names its product complex proteins associated with Set1p component shg1-domain-containing protein. The transcript has 2 exons. The record is from RefSeq and is a predicted model, not a curated record. Lineage: Eukaryota; Fungi; Ascomycota; Sordariomycetes; Hypocreales; Nectriaceae. Bases 205 to 2613 code for a protein of 802 amino acids.
CACCUUUCAUGAGCUGUCCGCAAUUUGGUUCCCGCAUGUGUGGGCGUGACGCACAUUUCUAUUGAGGCCAGCCCUCAUAAAUAUUGCUGACUGAAGAUACCGCGGCAUGUCUUGACCGUCACAAAGAACCAAAUCCUUGCGCAUUUCCCCAGCGUGCGCCGUCGCCUCCCUUCAACAUUGCGACAGAGCAUCCAGCUACAUAUCAUGGCGACAUCAAGUGCAAAAACGGCUCCCGUAGCCAGCGAACCCACCAAUUCCCCGACAGCCCGAAAAUUCAAGGCUUCCGACCUCCCCUUGCCUUCCGCCACACGAGCCGCGAUCGAGUCCCUCGCUCAUAGUUUCAAGAAGGAAGGCGCAUACGAUACUAUUCGCAAGCAAGUCUGGGACAAAUUUGAAGCUAGCGACUAUGAGGCUCAAGUGACGAAGGCCAUCCUUGAAGUAGCCGAACAAGAGCUUGAGCGGAACCCACAGCAGCUUCUUACUCUAGACCGGAGAAAGGCUGCAGCUCUCAUCGAUGGCGCUCUGGAGCGCUCCGGGGUUUACCAGAAAGCCGAGGCUGUCAUUGGCCAACUGAUUGAUGAUGGCGCGAUUGAAGAGCGCAUUCGCGAAACUCGGCGAGCGGAGCUCGGUGAAGAAGCAGCCGAAGCAGAGAGAAUCAAAGGAGCCAGAACAGACGAGGAAUAUGCCGCCGACACCAAAGCCAGACGUGCAGAACGCGAACGAGUACGAGAGGAGCUGCGACAAAAAGAACUUGCGAUCGAAGAAGAGAAGCGGAGAAUUGUCAAAGAGGAGCGCAAAAAGGAAGAACGAGAGCGUGAGAAGGCAGAACUCAAGCGACAAGAUGAGAGAGACGAGCGACGGAGGAAGCGCGAAGAAGAACGUGAGGAACGCGAGCGACUCCGUGAUCUUGAAAGGGACAAGAGACACAAGGAACGCGAGAAGCGAGACCACGAUCGAGACCACGAUCGAGACACCCGAGAUCGCGAUAGGGACCGAAAUCGCGACCGAGACUAUGACCGAGACCGUGGUCGUGACCGUGAUCGCAACAGAGACAGGGAUAGGGAUAGCCGUCCCAAGGAAACGGGGGUCAUUUCCGAGGAACUCAAGGAAAAGUUGACAAAGGAAGAUCAUGAAAGACUAGAGCAAGAAGCUCUAGCGGAUCUUCUUCGCGAAAGCUCCAAACCACCCCCCAAACAGCCAGAACUGGAGGUUGAUGCGACCCUUGCACCUCCACCGAGGAAAUCCGGUCCCGCGUCGGCCAUCAAUCCUAUCAGAGGAGAUUCGUCUCGGGGUACAGACCGCCGAAAGCAUAGCGACACCGGUCUCAAACCAGAACGAGGAGGCUCCAGAGGACCUGUUGAUGCUAAGCGCCCUGUCUCAAGGGAUGAGAGGAAGUCUAGCCGCAGUGUCUCGCGAGUUGUGGACCGAGAUCGCGAGCGUGGCCGCGAUCAGGAUCGUGACCGCUUAAGAGAUCGGGAUAGCCGACGGGAUAGUCGACAACGAACUGACCGCCGAUCACACUCCCCACGACGCGAUCCUAGCAGGUCCCGAGUUACGGAGAGACGUGAUAGAAGCCGGUCGCGCGUCAGACGAGAUAGGACUCGUUCCCGCGCCCCCCGGAGAGAGGAUCGCCCUGAAAGGAGUCGGUCUCGGCCCAAAUACGACCACUACGAGCGGAGCAGGUCCAGACGACGCGACCAGAGCCGGUCUCAUGCCAGAGUUGACAGAAGAGAGAGAAGCAGAUCCAGGACGAGAACGAACCGCCGCGAGCGAAGUCGAGACCGACGAGACCCGUCACGGUCCAGGUUGCGCUCCCCAAGACGGGAUAGGACCCGAUCGCGCAACCGCAGGGACCGGAGCCGUUCUCGAGAGCCCCGCCUAGGUGGAGGAGACCACUACGAUCCUAGGGAACGAGAUCGCGAACGGGACCGCGAUCGUGACCGGAAGGACCGCUCGCCGCCGCGACGACGGAGUAGGGAUACCGCCCGCGAACCCGACCGAGAACGGGACCGAAGAAGCCGAUCCCGAUCCAAGCCCAGCACAUCCGUUGCGCCAGCCGGCUCGACCAAGGGGGGCAAGGAUGACCUUGAGGAAUGGAAACUUGAGGAAGUCAGAAAGCGAGAAAAGGAGGCCAAGGCUUACCUAGCCGCCCAAAAAGAUGCUAGAGACAAGGGCCUCCCGAUUCCUGGACUUGACGACAAGAAGAGCAGUGGUGAGAGAUCUCCCGACUUACGCCGCCGCUGGACCACGGAAGAUAUUGACAGAUAUACGCCUGGAGGCCGAGAUGAACGCCGGAGAAGUCGCUCGCGCAGCCGAAGCCGGCAGCGGGGCGGAGACAAAGACACAGAUCGCGAUAGGGACAGAUACCGCGAACGAGAUGACAGAGACCGUGAUCGGGACCGAGAGCGACGGGAACGGGAUAGGGAUAGGGACCGCGACCGGGAUAGGGACCGCGAUCGUGACCGUCGGGAUCGAGAUCGAGACAGAGACCGGGAGAGAGACAGAGAUCGGGACAGGUCAAGGGAUAGGAGAAAUAGGAGGGAACGGAGUUUGUCUCCACGCCGGGAUCGGCGCGAUCGAAGUCGCAGCCGUCGGCGAAGUCGAAGCCGUUGAUUUCUUGGGGAUAGUGUCAAGAUGAUGGAUAGGAACUAGUAACUUACAGAUACCCAUUGGAGUUGCAUUACUUGCGGAGGCCAAUUUCGAGAGGAUAAUAACAUAGUAGUGGUUAAGUGUAGCGAAACAUAUCAAUCACUGGAGUUUGGGAAAGCAACAUGUAUGUGCCUGACGGCGAUGAACUAUUCAUUAUCUAUUGUUCUAUAAACCAAAC